Messenger RNA from Periconia digitata, 1437 nucleotides. The record is from the annotation of a GenBank genome assembly. Lineage: Eukaryota; Fungi; Ascomycota; Dothideomycetes; Pleosporales; Periconiaceae.
AUGGACGCAAAAGCUGCAAUCGAAGGCCUCCGGACAGGAAAGAAGCCACAGUGGUCUUCUGAUUCUGAAUCGUUCGAGUUCGCACAAUCCCUUGACAACAGCGAUCAAGUACCCAAAACCUUCCGGUCGGAAUUCGUCGUCCCCACCAAAUCACAACUCAAACGGAAGACGCUCAAUGACAACGCAGAGACUUCAAAAGCUGCAGCUGGCCCCGAGGAUGAAAGCAUAUACUUCUGCGGCAACAGUUUGGGACUGCAACCGCGUGCUGUAGGGCAAUACCUCUCGUCAUAUCUCAAAACUUGGGGAUCCAUCGCCGUGGGCGGACACUUCACUCCACUCUCCGACUCCCCAUUAACACCAUAUCAAGACAUGGCUGGCGAUUGCGCACGGAAAAUGGCUCCUAUCGUUGGUGCUUCAGCUUCAGAAGUGGUCGCCAUGAACACACUUACUAUCAACCUGCAUUUGAUGAUGGCAGCGUUCUACAAACCCACACCUCAAAAACACAAAAUAAUGUGUGAAUGGAGACCCUUCCCCAGCGACUACUAUGCGAUCGAAAGCCAGAUUGAGUGGCAUGGGCUGGAUCCCGCAAAGUCGAUGCUCCUCGUAGAACCCGACGAAGGCUACAUCAUCACGACCUCCAAAAUCCUACAGCUCAUCGACCAAGAAGCAGACUCUCUUGCUCUAAUUCUCCUCCCCGGCAUUCAAUACUACUCAGGCCAGCUCCUGGACAUCCCCACUAUCACAGCGCACGCCCGGAAACACAACAUCACUAUCGGCUGGGACCUCGCGCAUGCAGCGGGCAAUGUGGAGCUCAAAUUGCACGACUGGGAUGUCGAUUUCGCGUGCUGGUGCACUUACAAGUACAUGAAUGCAGGCGCAGGAGCGAUAGCAGGAACCUUUUUACACUCAAAGCACGGUAAUAACGAGCACUACACGGGCCUCAAAGGGUGGUACGGCCACGACAAAUCAAGCCGGUUCCUCAUGGACAACAAGUUCGUCCCCACGCCUGGCGCACAGGGCUUCCAAUGCAGUAACCCGAGUGUGGUCGAUUUGACGUGCUUGUCUGGCGCACUCAGCGUCUUCGAGAAAACCAGCAUGGCGACUCUGCGGUCCAAAGCACUUUUGCUAACGGCGUACGCGGAGCACCUCCUCACCUCCAUUGCGGCGCGCAACAUCCACGAUGGCGCGUCCCCCUUCGAGAUCAUUACGCCGGCCGACCCGGCACAGCGGGGUACUCAGCUCAGCGUCCUUUUGCAGGAGGACUUGAUGGAGGAUGUUAGUGCGGCGUUGGAAGGCAACGGCGUCAUUUGCGACAAGCGGAAGCCUGGCAUCAUUAGGGUCGCGCCUGUGCCUCUGUACAAUACCUUCGGCGACGUGUGGAAUUUUAUGAGAAUCUUUGAAAACGCGCUGAAGCCGCGGACGGCAGGGAAACAGUAG